GUUCACCAAAGAACCAGGUAAAUCGCCUGUUUUCCAUGACUUGUUAAAUGGAACAAUACGAACACGAACAAUCGAAACCAGAUUGCAGUAGUCAAAACUCGUUUGCGCUGCUGGACGAGGCGAAUUCCCGAUUUCGGGUUUGGCAGUCCCGUCAAGCCAAGCGACGCCAGCUACUCCAGCAGUACUCUGUACCAUCCGUUACAGCGGUUGAGGAAGACCAUCCCCACUCAGCAAAACCGAUUACACAGUACCAGAGGAACUUGGGGGACUUUGAUGAGGCAGCUUAUCGCAAGCGAUUUAUUCUACCAGUAAUAUCCCGCCUCAGAUUACCUACACUGAGCAGACGUUUACGUAACAGAAUAAAGCGCCUUCUACGGGACCAUUUUGGACUGGCUGGUGUCCACACAUCUCAGCAACUACAUCAACUAGGCUUACUUUUUCCUAAGUUAGCCACACUUCCUCCGUGUGUUUCGGGGGAGUCGCUCAAACCAAGCUUGGAGUCAAACAAAACGACCCGAUCUGCAGGUGGUGCAAAACUCAAUGAUGGAGAGCUUAUCGAUUCUUUUGCCGGUCAGGCAGUGGGUAAUGAUGACUUGCUGAUCAAAACCUACACUGGUUCUGCUACCUUCCUCAAAGGAACCCAGAGUGCGAAUCCACAUAACGACUACUGUCAACACUUCGUCGAUACCGGUGAACGUCCACAAAAUUUCAUUCGGGAUACCGGUCUGCGUAAUCGGUUUGAAGAAUAUCCGAAAUUACGGGAACUGAUACGACUUAAGGAUGAAUUGAUACAGACGAAGGCCACUCCGCCAAUGUAUUUGAAGGCCGAUUUAAAGACAUUUGAUUUGAAUGAACUUCACUCUAAAUUUGAUGUUGUCCUGGUCGAACCACCUUUAGAGGAAUACCAUCGUAUGAACGGUGCAGUAUUUGAUCAGCACUGGACCUGGGAUGAGAUUGAACGGUUGGAAAUUGAACAAAUUAUAGCUCCGCGCGCAUUUGUGUGGAUAUGGUGUGGAUCAGGUGAAGGAUUGGAUGCUGCUCGAAGGUGCUUACGAAAGUGGGGCUUCCGGCGUUGUGAAGAUAUUUGCUGGAUCAAAACCAACCACGGUCGUCCAGGACACGAGGCUCUGGAACCCGGUGCUGUAUUUCAACGUACAAAGGAGCACUGCCUCAUGGGAAUCCACGGCACCGUCCGGCGCUCUACCGACGGCGAUUUCAUCCAUGCCAACAUUGAUAUUGAUUUGAUCAUUGAAGAUGCACCGAAAUAUGGUAGCUACACGGCGAAGGAUAAACCAACUGAAAUAUUCCACAUUAUCGAACACUUUUGUCUGGGACGUCGUCGUUUGCAUCUUUUUGGACGUGACAGUACUCUGCGUGCUGGAUGGCUUACUGUCGGAAAUGAACUCUCGGCGUCCAACUUCGAUCACCGUUUGUAUGCGGCUAAUUUCACAAAGGAUCCAAAUGGAUCGUUACUGGGCACCACAGAGGAAGUCGAACGACUCCGACCAAAAUCCCCGCCACCUCGACACUCCUCCAACCCAUCGACUGCGGUCAAUCCGGUGGGAGCCAAGUCCCAAGAACUAACGGGCCUCGCAGGGACCACGAUAACCACGACGCACUCACGGAACUUGCUUCAGACACUACCGGUUAGCAAGACCAGUAACGUGGAGCUUUCAGGCUACGCUGGACGCCGGUUAGGUCUCGGUGGCUCAUUGAAACUUCACGGUUCGGGCGGCUUGCAACCGUCGUUACUUGGGCUACCUUCUCCCAUGCCGAUUGACGGUUUUCCUGGAUCCUCACGCUCGACAUUCAGUACGCGGGACCGGUCGGCUCUGACAGCUACAAGUACCUGCCUCAAUACAAUACCAUCGCGCAAUAUCACCAUCGAUGUCCAACCCAACGCAUCAAAUCAACAAGCAAGCCUCCUAUCUUCACUGUGGCCUCCAGCUGCUACAAACAGUCUGACCAUGGCACUUGCAGCAGCCAGUCAGACACAACUAUUUGGUGCCGGUACACUUGGGUCAUCAGUGCUGCGUCCGUCUGUGGUCAACGCCCCAUUGGUUUCCAGCUUGUUGAACACCGGCAAAGUGACACCUGCGAUGCUUGCUGCUUUGACAGCGGCCACUUCCUCGCUUAAUUUACCAGCUUUUACUGACCCUGUGAGGGCCUUGGGACAAAAUUUAUCAAGCUUCCAUCGAGGUCAUCAUGCAAAUUGGCAUCAAUGAAGCUUGUACAAUUGACGAGUUUUUCUCUUUUCAUGAGUCCCUUUCGGUGACAACUUUUCGUACGUGUUUCCAUCAGUCAGA
Opisthorchis viverrini is the source of this 2306-nucleotide messenger RNA. RefSeq lists its product as hypothetical. Gene Ontology annotation, cellular component: nucleus; RNA N6-methyladenosine methyltransferase complex. Gene Ontology annotation, molecular function: mRNA binding. Lineage: Eukaryota; Metazoa; Platyhelminthes; Trematoda; Opisthorchiida; Opisthorchiidae. The transcript has 9 exons. The coding region runs from base 48 to 2225 and encodes 725 amino acids. The record is from RefSeq and is a predicted model, not a curated record.